Messenger RNA from Yamadazyma tenuis ATCC 10573, 882 nucleotides. Lineage: Eukaryota; Fungi; Ascomycota; Pichiomycetes; Serinales; Debaryomycetaceae. The record is from RefSeq and is a predicted model, not a curated record.
AUCUACUGCUCGAUACAAGAAUGCCUGGGUUAAGCUUUGACAACUUCCAAAGAAAUCAGGUUUUGGCUGCCAACGGGCACCUGCAACCCAAAGCCACCUCCACCGGUACCACGAUUGUGGGAUGUAAAUUCAAAGGUGGUGUAAUCAUCGCGGCUGAUACCAGAGCCACCACCGGUAGCAUUGUUGCCGAUAAGAACUGUGAGAAACUUCACAGAUUGGCACCAAAGAUCUGGUGUGCUGGGGCCGGUACCGCUGCAGACACCGAGAUGGUGACCCAAUUGAUCUCAUCGAAUUUGGAAUUACAUGGAUUGGCUCAGAAUAGGCCUCCACGAGUCAUAACCGCGUUGACCAUGUUGAAACAGCACUUGUUCAAGUACCAAGGCCACUUGGGUGCAUAUCUUAUCGUCGCUGGUACCGACGCCACCGGUGCACACUUGUUGUCUGUGCAGGCACAUGGCUCAACCGAUAUUGGAGAGUACCAAUCAUUGGGAUCGGGUUCUUUGGCAGCCAUGGCGAUUUUGGAAACUAACUGGAAGCCUGAUAUGUCGAGAGAAGAGGCCAUGAAAUUGUGUUCAGACGCCAUUGAGUCGGGUAUCUGGAAUGAUUUGGGUUCCGGUUCCAACGUCGAUUUGUGUGUGAUGGAAGUGGGUAAAGACGCUCAAUUGUACAGAAACUACUUGACACCUAACGUCAGGUCUCAAAAGAAUAAAUCGUACAAGUUUGCUAGAGGCACUACGGGAGUUUUGAACAAAAGCGUCCGUGAAAUCUUAGAUGUGGAAGAAACUGUAAUCAGUUUCGGCUCAGGUCCGGAUGCCAUGGAAGUUGAUGCCUAGUAAUGAUAAUCUACAAACAUAUAUAUAUCAAUAUAACACGACCACAAUU